GACUCCGAACUCUCAUCGUCCAAGAAAACCAACGACCCGAACUCGAAGGACACUUCUCCUUCUCAUCUUCAUCUUCUCCAUCUUUCCCACUUCUCCUUCGAAAUCCCUCCGGCGAUGCACGAACCUGAGUUCAACGACCUCUCCGACGACUCCGACUACGCUGCCUCCCAGCAACAGGGUUUGGGGGGAAGCGUGUUUGGGGGUGAUCCUGGGAUGACGAGCGGGUUCAAUGAGCAUGAAGCAUCGGAGGUGGUGUAUUCCAAGGAUAAUGUCACGAUCCAUCCCACGCAGUACGGUUCCGAGAGGAUCAGCGGCCGGUUGAGGCUUGUCAAGCAGGGAGAAUCUGUUUUCAUGACAUGGGUGCCCUACAAACCAUAUCCUGAUGGGCCUGAUCAUCUGGGCCAGAGCUCAAACUCUGGUUUAUCAGAGAAAGAUAGAAACCUGUAUACUAUUGCACCAGUACCCUUAAGUGAGGUGUGUUCCAUUCGUAGGCAUACCCCGACUUUGAGUUGGCCAUACAUGAUUGUAAUCCUGUCAUCAGGACUGGCAUUUCCCCCUCUUUAUUUCUACAGUGGAGGGCUCCGUGAAUUUCUGGCAACACUGAAGCAGCAUGUUCAUGUUGUGAGGUCUGCAGAUGAUGCAAAUGUUUUUCUCGUGAAUAAUUUUCAGGACCCUCUUCAGAGAAGCUUGUCAUCUCUGGCGUUGCCAAUGGCUCUAUCUGUUGCUAACGGGGCACCAUCAGAAAAUUUAUCAAGUUCAGUUCCCUUGUUUGAAAAUUCUGAGAGGUUAAAUGGUACUAAAUACUAUACCAGCCCUAAUACUUCUGAAUAUAGUGGGAGGCGCAAGCACAAGUCUCAUGAUCCUGCACGUGAUUUAUCUCUUCAAGUAUUGGAGAAAUUUUCAUUAGUUACCAAGUUUGCCCGUGAAACAACCUCGCAUAUCUUCCGUGAAAAUCAAGGCAAUAGUUUUGAUGCAUCUGAGAAAAAACAGCAAAAACAAUCACCAGCACUGACUCCAACAACCAGUAAGCCAAGUGAGGAGCAAUCACAUUCAAAUGAUGCUGUGGUAGAACCAGAUCCUUUGGAGUUGGACAAAAGUAGUCUAGUAUGGGGAAAGCCUCGGCAACCGCCAAUGAACUUUGAAGAGUGGGCGGCUUUCUUAGAUUCUGAAGGCCGUAUAAUGGAUUCCAAGACAUUAAGAAAGAGAAUUUUCUAUGGAGGAGUUGAUUUUAGCUUGAGAAAAGAGGUUUGGAAAUUUUUGUUGGGAUACCAUACAUAUGAGUCAACAGAUGCUGAGAGGGAAUAUCUUGCAUCAGUCAAGAAAUCAGAGUACGAAACUAUAAAAUCUCAGUGGCAGAGUAUUUCCCCAGCACAAGCGAAAAGAUUUACAAAAUUCAGGGAGAGGAAAGGCCUGAUUGAGAAGGAUGUGGUACGAACUGACAGAUCUAUCUCUUACUUUGACGGAGAUGAUAAUCCAAACGUGGCUCUUUUACAUGACAUACUUCUGACGUAUUCAUUCUACAAUUUUGACCUUGGAUACUGCCAGGGUAUGAGUGACCUUUUGUCACCAAUAUUAUUUGUAAUGGAGGAUGAAUCUGAAGCAUUUUGGUGUUUCGUUGCAUUGAUGGAACGUCUCGGGCCAAAUUUCUUAACCGUGAUCAAAAAUGGCAUGCAUUCACAACUUUUCGCUCUAUCUAAGUUGGUUGAACUAUUAGACGCCCCACUGCAUAAUUACUUGAAGCAAUCAGAUUGCUUGAACUACUUCUUCUGUUUCCGCUGGAUACUCAUACAGUUCAAAAGGGAAUUUGAAUACGAGAGAAUAAUGCGUUUGUGGGAGGUAUUAUGGACACAUUAUCUCGAGCACUUCCACUUAUAUAUCUGUGUUGCCAUACUGAAGAAAUACCGUAGUAAAAUAAUGGGCAGCAGAUGGAUUUUCGACACCCUGCUGAAGUUCAUAAAUGAACUCAGUGGCAAAAUCGAUUUGGAUCGGAUAAUCAAGGAUGCAGAAGCUUUGUGCAUCUGCGCCGGAGAACAUGGUGCCGCCUGCAUUCCACGAACGCCACCAUCUUUACCGAUCGAGUCUGAUUCGGGAUAUAUACAAUAG
Molecule: messenger RNA, 2103 nt
Organism: Dioscorea cayenensis subsp. rotundata (Guinea yam)
Lineage: Eukaryota; Viridiplantae; Streptophyta; Magnoliopsida; Dioscoreales; Dioscoreaceae
Product: TBC1 domain family member 15-like
Biological process (GO): activation of GTPase activity
Molecular function (GO): GTPase activator activity
Source: RefSeq, a predicted model, not a curated record